CACCAAACUGUGGAGUAUUGAUUUGUUUACAAUCGUGUUCCUUCUAAAAACCAUUUUGUACAUGUACUAAGGUAGUCUAUAUAUUUUCAACCUUGUCAAAACGAUCGCGAGAUAAAAUUUUGACUUAAUUACUGCUUUCCGUGCUUCGCUAUCGGCUAAUCGUUCUCGCUGAAUUAGCGCCGACGAAGUUUUAAGAACUUUGAACGCUUAAUCACCUCGGAAGCGUGGAGCUUUAUCGAUUGUUUAGGCUCCCAGUAUCAUUUCACGUAUAGUAACCUAGAUAGUAGCGGGGUUUACGAAAAAAAUGUGAAUAAAUGAUGUAUGAUUCUAUCGAAGCUCAGCCAUGGGAGGAGUAUUACUUGUGUGGUGAAUUGAAUUGAAAUAACAGACAUGUGUGGGAUCUUAAAUGUUGAAUGGAAGGUGGUUUAUAAGGUGGAAUGGACAGAGGCGGUCUGGACGUCCCUACUGGGGCAGUCAACUUGGAUACAGUGAGGUCUCUGCAUCAGACGGUGGUGUCUCUCCGGACUGCUCUAGAGGUGUCAAAGAGUGAACUGAAAGAACUAAAAGAAAAGUACGAGGAACACUCCAGGUGUAUAGAGUUUUCCGAUCUCAUUGAAAAGUUAACACUCGAGAAUCACAUUUUGAGGAGGAAAAUCAUCGACUCCGAUAUUCAUGAGAAGCAAAAUAUUGAGUUGGAAGUAAUAUACAGUCCUAGAGUAGACAAUAUUGAGGAUAGUAACAAAAAGGAACUGAUAGAUAUAUUAAAGUCAAAUGAAAAUCAAGAGGUUAAAGUUGUAGAAGACACUGAAAGUAAAUCUUUUAUUGACUUAAGUGAAGAAAGAAAUGACAAACCUAAAGUAACAAGUUUUAAUGAGCCAGUGGAUGAGACCAACAAUCAUACAGUAGAAGGUAGUGAAUCACUCCCAAAAAAAGAAUUUGAAAAUAAAUCUAGUUUUUCUACAAAACUAGAGUUACUUUCAAAGUUUGAUGUGAAAAUCAAAGUCAAAACGUUAAAAGAGGGUAGUUUCACGUCAAGUAGCUCAGAUGACACAUCUUCAAAUAAAGAAUCCAAAACAGAUGAAAAGAGUGAUUUGAAUUUAGAAAAGCAUAUGGAACAUUUUGAAAAAAUUGAAAAUAGUGAGGCAAAGGUCAAUAUAAAGACAUCCUCUUCUGAGUUUGUGAAAAUGGCGGUGCCUAAUGAGAAUGAGGUGAAAUCCAAUGUGGACAAGUUUGGUGUCCAAGUGAGAAUCACCUCCGAGGAUAGUGUUACGGUCCAGGAAAAUGUUGAACGGGAGAGAAAUAAGGAUACACUAAAUUUGGAUGUUGAUAGUUUGAGUUUGAGGUCUAUGUCAGAGGGUGACAACUCCGUUUUCUCCGACGGUACCACACCCAAUGAAGCGAGACAGCAAGACGAGAAAGAGACGGAGAAUGCGAGUGGAAAUGAGUCAGAAGAGGUGGACGAUAUAGAGCUCAUCUUCACCACCGAUGAGUCCAAGGAUAUGAGCAAUUUACAGGAAGACCUGGUGUCCAUCAGAGAAAACGAGAAUUGGACGCCCAGUUCCUCAACCACGCAUUCGACUCCAGUCCUCAUCAAGUUCCACACUUUGGACCCUGAUUUUCAAUCGGAAACCCCAAAACCUAAAACCCCAGGCUAUAGAGAUUUGCGGACGAAGAGGGUAUCUUUGCCGAACGACAAAGAGAUCAGGCAUGUCGGAUUCAACAGCAAGAACAGCCUGGAUCUUCCAGGAAAAGGGAUCCUCAAAAGCCACAAUAAGUCCGACAAUACGCUGUACAGAAAGAGUCCCAACGCUAGUACACGAAGAUUGGACAGCGUGGAUAGCCUGUCUGGGGAUUACAACAGGAUGAGUCUAGACCACACUAAGUCGUCUAGCUUCGAGCUAGGCUCAAGUCUAGAUGUCCUGCAUAGGGAUGAAAGUGUGGAUAGCUUCUACAAGGCUCGAUUGGGCCAUCGGUUCUCGGUGUUCGCUGAAACGGAUAUAUCGAAGUGUGGGAUUUCCGAGGACGAUCUCGCCAGCAACUUGAAUAUUCGUCGGAAUACCUGCCCCAACCCGUUCCAGUACAGGUUGCCGUACCGCGGUCCGAGCCGCAGCUACGGCAAGCGGCGAACUGCGGGUGUACGGCGCGAGAGCUCCGCGCAGACCGACCUGUCCGCGCUGCCGCCCAAGUGGACGUCCGACGGCAAUCUCGCUUAUAAGAUCCCCGAGUUGGGCUUCUCGAUGGCCAAGAGUCAGCGUCGGGCGCCGCGCCCCGCGCCCCGCCCUGACGACCCGAGACGCGUGCUGCUUAGUGAUAUAGGUUUCACGUCCAUGGUGCCGGAGCUGUCCCGCUCGGCCGAGCCGCUGUGGAAGAUGCAGCAGGCGCACGACUCGCCGCUGCCCAGAUACAUAUCACGUGGCUCUUACCGCUCGCCGUGCCCCAGCAUAGACCGCAGUAACGACUGGGUACCGCAGUCAUAUGGUGCUCGCGGCUGGCGCAGCUCGCUCCCAGACGUGAGGAACGACGACACAGACGAGCUGAUGCAGGAGGUCGACAACUAUCUACGUCGCUCCGUCGACAACCUGCCUAUUGCAGCACUGGAUAGACCGGAUUCGUCAUCCGCAAUCAGAGGCGAGCCGUACAUACCGUCGGAGACGCGUCGGCUGCGGCUCGGACACACCGUCAAAGUGAUCGCGCCGCACGGCCGCCUCGCUGUGGGACGGGUGAGGUACGUGGGCGUGGCCGGGUGCUCAGCCACGCAGAGCGCGGUCGUAGUGGGGGCGGAGUGCGUACGCGCGACGCACCCGUGGCUACCGCGCAACGACGGCGCGCACGCCGGACGCAAAUACUUCGCGCCCGCGCCGCAUCACACCGCUCUGUUUGUCCCUGCCCACAAGGUGGUACUCGCCUGGGCUGACUAAAGGCAUGUUUUAUUUAUACUUAUAUUUAGGAAGGAAACAAAGAUAUAUUAUAUCUGUCUCUUUUACGCAUUAGUAAACGGAGCAGGAUGGUUCGAGCUCGCGUUGUCAUGUGCAGUCGUGCUAGCUAAGGCCGACUGACUGACAUUCCUUCAUACUUAUUUGGGAAGGAAACAAAGAUAUAUCUGUUUCUUUUACGCAUUAGUAAACAGAGUGAGCGUUCGAUCUCGCGUUUUCGUGCUAGCUAAGGCCGAUCGAAGGCAUGUUCGAUUUAUAAACAUUAAUUUGAAAUUUUAAAAUUGAGAGAGAAACAUAUUUCGCUCUCUGUUCUGCGUUGUUCAACGGAAUGGGAUAUCAAUUUACCUACGGUCGUACGGCUCUGGUCAAGUUUGACCAAUAAGGAGUUCAAUUGAGAGGUAAUAAUAUUUUUUGUCUCUUUUGCGCACUAGAGACAGCAAACGUAAAUGAGUGAAUCUUCAAUAGGAGUUUUUGUGCCCGCACAUAUUGGUGCUGUAUGGGCACAUUUUGUAUGAUAUAGUUUGAUAUAUAAUUUUAAUGAUUUGGCCAUUUUGAAAAUUUUAUGGCUUUUAAACUCGGAGUUGAGGUUAUAAAGAAAGAAAAAACAGGCGCUGACUGACAAACUGCUUAUCUGCUUUGGCAUAUCUAGUUACAUAUUGUCAUAUUAUGUACGAGAUAUAAUCUUGUAAACAAUGGAAAAUAACUAUAGAAUAGCCAAGAAGACUGACAUGCUAAGAAGGCUUGAAAAAUAUUUAUUGCUGCUGAAAGCCAAACAAAUCAAAAUCAAAAGAAAACCCCGUAUAAACUCUGUAUUUUGCUAUUAUAAUCCUACAUGAAUACAGCAUUUAUCCAGUCGGGAUCCUAUCAAACGAAAGAAUAUAUUAUUCAUGACGUUAAACAAAUAUCAAAUUAUUUUUGAGCUUUAACAAAUCACAAAAAAAGUUUCAAGUGAAAACCAUCUUGAACUUUUAUUAUAUCAAGGUUGAAUCGUAACAAUCUCGAAGCUGCAUCGUGUAGGAUCAUAAUAGCAGAAUUGGUAUACCUAAAUUGGUUUACAAAUAUUUACUGUUAACAUCAUACUGCUAGGAAUUGAAUGCGAUGUGAUUGUGAAGGUUAUGUGAAUUGAGGUAAAAUAUAAUGUAUUUUUGAUGGUAGGACUUAAAGACUUGCUUACUGCCUAAAAUAGAUAUCUAUGUAUACAUGCUGAUUAAAUUUUUUUCUUAUAUCUUUUUUAGGGUUCCGUAGCCAAAAUAUGGCAAAAAACGGAACCCUUAUAGAUUCUUUAUUAUUCUAUUCAUGGCUGCUCUUUUGUCUGCUUGUAAAUAUAGGAAUUUAUCUCAUUAUAAAAUAAUUAUUGCCUUGUGUACUUAUAACAGCGUCGGUUCGGCGUAUGUUUAUGUUAGUCGCGACUUUUAGACGCCUACAAAAAUAUUAGUGGAAGUAACAUAAUUGUAUGUUAUUUUAUAUUAUAUUUCUUGUUUUAUUUAAUCGGAUAUAUCUAAAUUAAGUAAUUUUAUCAAACAAUUUGAAAUAUAAUACGCAUCUAAAUAUAAUACGGAUUGGUGGAAAAUUGUAGAAUUAUAUUAGAAUAAAGUUCUUGAAUAUUAUCAGUGUAUCUAAGUUAUACGGAAUGUUCUGUAUUAUUCUGUAUACGGAGUAUUCUGUAUACAUUCUAGAACUAGGCGUCCUUACAGGGCUAUGUAUAUGCAUGUAAGUGUAUAUCAUUUUAGCCUUAGAAUAUAAUAGUUCGAGCGAGUUUAAAUAUAACAAGUUAUAUAGGGUGAUCGAGAAAUAUAAUUGGAAUAUACUUUUCUCAAGUGGGUAAUAAUAAAAAAAAAUCACUUACUAGUAAAAACAUAUUUUAAGCUGCUAAUAGCUUAUUCACACAUGCUGUCUUUGUCGUACAUUAAUUGAUAUUUACAAAAUGUCACUUGAUAGACGAAAAUAGCAAGUGUUGAUAAGAUACAAUAUGUAUUAAUAUUUAAUAAAUAAGUGUACUUUACGAGUAAGAAAGUCAACUGAAUACUAGUCAAAUCGAAUAGAUCGAUAAUUUCAAUCGUAAUUGUUUAAGCUAGUAAUAAGAAUUAAAAUUGUAUCAGUACACCCUGUAUAAUUUUCCAUUCGAAGUAAAUUAAUACAUGUGAUAUAAGAGUUCAAAAUUGCCUUAUUCUGAUGAAAAGGAAACCCCAUUUUUGAUUCUAAAAUCGUUCCUAAUUCACACAACUAUAACUGCCAUCUUUAAUUUUUUAAACUCGCUCAGCCUUUCAAUUAUAUUAGUUAAUAUAAUAUUGAUAAGGAUUAUAACUAUUUACUUUGUGUAUCUAAAUAUUAUAUGUUCUCAAUGUAGUAAGGACAACCUAGCGUAAGAACUGAGUAUUAUGUGUAGUAUAUUCAAAAUUCACAGAGGCGAUACUUGUCACUUUCAAAAGUAUGUAGAAGUACAUGAAAUUGAAUGUAUCAUAGAUGUAAUUAUUUAUAAACAUAUUCACUCUAACUUCUAGAUAAAAUUGUACUAGAUUUGCUGCUAAAGUGGCCCAUUCACUAUCCUGCAUUGCAGUCCGCCGUGCAGUCCGCCGGCUUAUCGGACUGCAUGGCGGACUGCCGUGACUGCAUGGCCUUUUUAAUCUAAAAUUACUAAGGACCAUAAGCUAUGGCCAUAGAUCAUAGACUCUAUGGUGUUAGAUUUAAUAGCUAUCUAUCAAUUUUAAUGUUGUCACUAAAUCAAUUGGUGUAAUGAAUAUAGGUGUCUUAGAUAGAAAGUAUAGAAAAAAUUAGGGCCUAUUUCUGCAAACAAUGUUUUUGUGACAUUUUAACCUAACUUCCUUAUUCAAAAAAGUAAGAGCCUGUUAUAUUAUAAUCUCCUUGUAAGUGACGAAUAGCUCAUCGAACAUUUUUACUUAUCGAUGUAGUCAAAAAUGUUAGAUGCUAUUCCUAACGUAUUGUGCGAUUGUGAAAUACGUCUACAUUUAAUAUGUUGCUUUAUUCGUUAGUUACUUUGAUAUAAUUAUUAUAAUACAUAAAAAUAAUCGAAUAAGGAGGUUGGACUUAAGCUCGCGUUAAAUACCGAAGGUCUACUUGCGCCAGUCUGCGCCUCAGUCAGCUCUUUUUCUUUCAUACGAAGAGUGAAAAAGAUAAGAUGAUAUUUAACCAAGGAUUAAGUUUAACCCGGAUUUACACAAGUAGGUUUUCUGGCGUUUUUUAUUUAUACAUAGGAAUCAUUUAUUUAUUUAUAUUUAUA
This is a messenger RNA of Aricia agestis (brown argus), 6171 nucleotides long. RefSeq lists its product as uncharacterized. NCBI's taxonomy places the organism in Eukaryota, Metazoa, Arthropoda, Insecta, Lepidoptera, Lycaenidae. Bases 438 to 2918 code for a protein of 826 amino acids. The transcript is spliced from 10 exons. The record is from RefSeq and is a predicted model, not a curated record.